Molecule: messenger RNA, 2004 nt
Organism: Boeremia exigua
Lineage: Eukaryota; Fungi; Ascomycota; Dothideomycetes; Pleosporales; Didymellaceae
Product: T-complex protein 1 subunit zeta
Exons: 8
Coding region: 96-1715 (539 amino acids)
Biological process (GO): protein folding
Cellular component (GO): chaperonin-containing T-complex
Molecular function (GO): ATP-dependent protein folding chaperone; ATP binding; ATP hydrolysis activity
Source: RefSeq, a predicted model, not a curated record
ACGCGCUCGGGCAGGCACGCGAAGCAGCACUACCCCACGCUGCCACCCUGCUUUUCUUCUUGUAUUGUUCGAUACCCUGAUAGACGUCUUGCAAUAUGUCGGCCGCACAGCUGUUGAAUCCGAAGGCGGAGUCGAGGAGGCGCGGGGAAGCUCUCCAGGUGAACAUCUCGGCUGGUGAGGGCCUGCAGAAGGUCCUUGCCUCCAACCUGGGACCCCGCGGUACACUGAAGAUGCUCGUCGACGGCGCUGGUGGAAUCAAGCUCACAAAAGAUGGAAGUGUUCUGUUGAAGGAAAUGCAAAUCCAAAACCCCACCGCCGUCAUGAUCGCGCGCGCAGCUACAGCACAGGACGACAUCACAGGAGACGGAACGACAUCAGCAGUGCUUUUGAUUGGAGAGCUUUUGAAGCAGGCAGACCGCUACAUUGGCGAGGGUCUUCACCCCCGUGUCAUCACAGAUGGUUACGACAUCGCGAAGACGGAAGCGUUGAAGUUCCUCGACGAGUUCAAGCUCGAGAAGGAAGUUGACCGCGAACUCCUGCUCUCCGUUGCCCGCACAUCGUUGUCCACGAAGCUCGACAGCUCGCUCGCCGAACAGCUGACCCCCGAUAUCGUCGAUGCCGUGCUUGCCAUCUACCAGGCACCGGAGAAGCCUGAUCUGCACAUGGUCGAGAUCAUGACCAUGCAGCACCGCACCGCCGCCGACACACAGCUGAUCAGGGGUCUCGCGCUUGACCACGGCGCCAGGCAUCCUGACAUGCCCAAGAGGGUGGAGAACGCAUACAUUCUGACCCUCAACGUCAGUCUGGAGUACGAGAAGUCCGAGAUCAACUCUGGUUUCUACUACUCGAGCGCAGAGCAGAGGGAGAAGCUCGUCGAGAGCGAGCGAAGAUUCGUCGACGAUAAGCUGAGGAAGAUUGUCGAGCUGAAGAAGGAGGUCUGCGGCGACGAUCCUACCAAGGGCUUCGUUGUUGUCAACCAGAAGGGUAUCGACCCCCUCAGCUUAGACGUGCUGGUCAAGAACGGUAUCUUUGCGCUCAGGAGAGCAAAGAGGAGGAACAUGGAGCGCCUCCAGCUUGUCUGCGGUGGCACAUCACAAAACAGCGCCGACGACCUGACACCGGACGUGCUUGGUUGGGCCGGUAACGUCUACGAACACACUCUGGGCGAGGAGAAGUACACCUUCAUCGAGGACGUCAAGGAGCCCAAGUCGGUCACACUCCUCAUCAAGGGACCCAACUCGCACACCAUCAGCCAGAUCAAGGAUGCCGUCCGCGAUGGUCUGAGGAGUGUCUACAACAUGAUCGUCGACAAGAGUGUCGUGCCUGGCGCUGGCGCGUUCCAGAUUGCCUGCGCUGCCCGCCUCAACAGCGAGGAGUUCAGGAAGACAGUCAAGGGUAAGGCGAAGUGGGGUGUCUCCGCUUUCUCUGAUGCGCUUCUCGUCAUUCCCAAGACACUGGCUGCCAACUCCGGUCACGACAUCCAGGAUUCGCUGGCUGCUCUGCAAGACGAGCACGCAGAGGGCAACGUUGUCGGUCUUAACCUGGCCACCGGUGAGGCCAUGGACCCCAUACAAGAAGGUGUCUUUGACUCGUUCCGCGUGCUGCGCAACUGCAUAGCUUCGGCUACCGGAAUCGCAUCUAACCUGUUGCUGUGCGACGAGAUGCUCAAGGCACGACAAAUGGGACGUGCCCCUGGCCCUGGUGACGACCAAUAAAGUAGGUUGGUGAAAAGCUCUACGAUGUUGUGAGGACUGAGAACGAGCGACUGCUUCCUCUCAGCUCCGCUAUACCUCGUUUUAAAUGAAACCACAUAAUCAAACGAUUGAGCAAUACUGAACCGGUGAAAUAUGUUGAGCAAAUACCCCAUAGAAUGUCCACCUACUUGAACCCUGCUUUUGUACAACGGCCUUAGAAACUGGGUGAGGUUCGAAGCGAGGAGCACGUGCCUAUGAGGGGCUUCCUGGCAUUCCAGCUGAUUCUCAUACUCGCUGCGGGGCAAACGUC